Messenger RNA from Aspergillus niger, 567 nucleotides. RefSeq lists its product as hypothetical. The coding region runs from base 1 to 567 and encodes 188 amino acids. The record is from RefSeq and is a predicted model, not a curated record. Lineage: Eukaryota; Fungi; Ascomycota; Eurotiomycetes; Eurotiales; Aspergillaceae. The transcript is spliced from 4 exons.
AUGGCAUCUCAGUGCCACUGGUUGGACCACACAAUUGAAUUAUCAUUUGGUAUGCCCCCAGAACUAUUGAGUCUACAAGGUUUUCUCGGAACAUUCUACUGCGAGUCGUCAAAUUCAGGGUUGACUACUGGUGCCGGGGAGGCAAGUGGCCGCAAUGCUCAGGAAUUGAGAGAAGAGCCCGGUGGUGAAGUUCGGACGGCUGUGUCUGCGCUCCGCAGCCACAUGUCUCUGACAGAGGCCUAUGAUAUACAUGAUAGUACUUCACUCCCGCAACAUCGAGGCGAACGACUGGCUCUUCGUCAAGAGCUGCGUAAACACGACCUGGGACCGUUUCCAAUGCUUGGUGCAUGGCUCUAUGCGAUAGUUGUGGCUCUGGGUGUAAUCUUCCCCGUAGUGCUUAUGCCCGGCGGUCUCCUAAGCCACUUCCUUGAUCUCGUGCUGAAUUGCCCCUUUCCUCUCCCAAUACUUCACCGAGAACUUUUUCCAUCUCUUCGUCUUCUACCUGAUGAGGUAUGUUUGGUUGGAUGUUCUACCAAUGAAGGCGAGUCAAACGCACCCGUGCAAUAA